Messenger RNA from Letharia columbiana, 891 nucleotides. RefSeq lists its product as uncharacterized. Lineage: Eukaryota; Fungi; Ascomycota; Lecanoromycetes; Lecanorales; Parmeliaceae. Gene Ontology annotation, cellular component: spliceosomal complex. The transcript has a single exon. Gene Ontology annotation, biological process: mRNA splicing, via spliceosome. Bases 1 to 891 code for a protein of 296 amino acids. Gene Ontology annotation, molecular function: nucleic acid binding. The record is from RefSeq and is a predicted model, not a curated record.
AUGCCCUCCGCCGAGCCUCCCUCUUUGUCCUCCAGGCCUUCAAAGCCAUUCUCCAUCUCCUUUGGGUCCGCAAGACCUAAGACUGCCCCCACCCCGGGCCCCAAGAAGCGUCCCCACUCUGCCCUCGCAGACCACUCAGACGGUGAAGAUGAAGCACAGCCUGCGGCCGAGCUAGUGUCCGGAUUUGACCAAUCCGGUGCUGUUGUCACUAAUGGAAGGAAAGAAGAGAAGGCGCCACUUAUCAUACAGGUGGAGAAGAACCGCGACUGGAGGGAAGAGAGCAGGAAGAAGAGGCGGAAAAACCUUUUACCAGCGGAGGUACAGGCCGGUCGAUCAGGAAGGUCGGUGGAGCUGAAGGCCGCCCAAGUGGAACGGGAUGAAGUCUCGAGACAGUCGGGCAUAUCCUUUGUGCAGAAGGAUCAAGAUGGCGACACCACAAUGGCUGAGGGGCAGGCCUCCCAACAUGCCAUAGAGCAGACACCCAAAUCUACGAAGACUGCCGAUGAAGAAGCGAUGGAGGCCCUACUGGGUGGCGAGAAGAAGUCGAACCUCGUCGUCCCCGCCCUAGAGAACGAAAGGGAUGGCUACCAGCCCGAGGAAGACGCCUACGAAGACAAUACGAAUGAAGAUGACCGUUUCAAGGCCGACGUCGCAUCCCGUCCUGACGUUCCCACAUUAGAUGAUUACGAGGCCACCCCUGUCUUCGACUUUGGUCCGGCCAUGCUCCGCGGCAUGGGCUGGAAAGAUGGAGAGCCAAUCGGCAAACGAAGAACCCAAGGUACCACGACCAACAAACCUCGUAUCGUGGAGAGGCGACCGGCUUUGUUGGGUAUUGGUGCGAAAGAGGUGCCGACCGGUGUCGGCGACGAUGAGCUUGGGAGCGUGGGGUAA